AUGUCCGACUUCGACAGUAAUCCGUUUGCAGACCCGGACUUCAGCAACCCCUUCCAGGACCCUUCAGUGACACAGGUGACGAGCUCUGCCCCUCCUGGUGGUCUAGAGGAGUAUAACCCCUUUACCGACGCCAGAACGCCAGGAAAUGCCCCCAAAUCUGCCCCUGCCCCUUUGCAGAACACGCAGCCAGCCAUAAUGAAGCCUACAGAAGAGCCGCCUGCAUAUUCACAGCAACAAACUCAGGAUCAGGCGCGGGCUCAGGCGGAGCUGUUGCGGAGGCAGGAAGAGCUGGAGAAGAAAGCGGCAGAACUCGAUCGACGAGAGAGAGAGCUACAGUCUCACGGAGGAGGUCGGAAGAACAACUGGCCUCCUUUGCCCGAGAAGUUUCCUGUGGGGCCGUGCUUCUACCAUGACAUAGCUGUGGAUAUUCCUAUAGAGUACCAAAAGACUGUCAAAAUCAUGUACAAUCUGUGGAUGUUUCAUGCAGCCACUCUGUUCGUGAACAUGUUCGGCUGCCUCGCCUGGUUCUGUGUGGAUCCCAAUCGUGGAGUCGACUUUGGUCUCGCCAUGUUGUGGUUCCUGCUUUUUACACCGUGUUCGUUUGUCUGCUGGUACAGACCACUUUACGGAGCGUUUAGGAGCGACAGCUCGUUCAGAUUUUUUGUCUUCUUCUUUGUCUAUAUUUGCCAAUUUGGAGUUCAUGUACUGCAGAGUAUUGGUAUUACUAGCUGGGGAACUUGCGGCUGGAUUGCAGCUCUCACAGGCCUCAACACCAGUAUCUCUGUAGGAAUCAUCAUGUUACUCAUCGCUGCACUGUUCACCGCCCUCUCUGUGGGAUCCCUCAUCAUGUUUAAAAAGGUACACGCGCUGUACCGCACCACAGGUGCCAGCUUUGAGAAGGCUCAGCAGGAGUUUGCCACUGGAGUCAUGUCGAACAAGACGGUUCAGACCGCCGCUGCCAACGCUGCAGCUAAUGCUGCGACCACCGCUGCGCGAGGGGCCUUCAAAGCCCCAUAA
Knipowitschia caucasica is the source of this 1017-nucleotide messenger RNA. The record is from the annotation of a GenBank genome assembly. NCBI's taxonomy places the organism in Eukaryota, Metazoa, Chordata, Actinopteri, Gobiiformes, Gobiidae.